UGCUUUGUACCACACCAGUUGUAUGAGUUCACUGGAUUCUCUAUUUUUGCAGAACCUACAGACAUAAAAGUAUAUUGGUUACCUCAACCUGUGAUCCUGCAUUUAUGUAAAUCUGUCUGGCAUCCACAUGGAUUCUUUCGACUUUAGUGAAAGGCUGUAGGUUUCUAAGCAAAUAAAAACCCUGGGAUGAACUUCAAGGACAUGUGUCCACCCGUCAAUCCAUCUUCUACACCUUGAAGGGUUUCCAAUUCCAGGUGCUGGUGCUCAUCUUCAGCAGUGGGUAGCAGGGAUUUCUGCACAAUCAAUGACAGCAUGCAGUCUGUCAUAUCCAGAGCUGUGUGAAGUUAGCUAUUUGUGUGACUCUCCUACCUUCUCCCAUUGCAGGGUGUGACUGACAGCAGACUUACAGGCAAGUGUAGCAAAAAAAAGAAAAGAAAAAGAAAAAUGGCUCAACUAUUUUACAAGAGAACUGACAACUCCACAUACAAUGACCGUCUCCCACUGCGGAUUGUGCGGGCAGAGGCUGAGCUCUCUCCCAUGGAGAAGGUCUACCUGGGGGCCGUGGAAAGAGGGGACUACGCGAGUGUAAAGCAAGCCUUAGAGGAGGCUGAGAUCUACUUCAGAAUCAAUAUCAACUGCAUCGACUCGCUGGGACGCACGGCCCUCCUUAUUGCCAUCGAAAACGAGAACCUGGAGAUCAUAGAGCUCCUGCUCAGCUAUAACAUCCAUCUGGGUGAUGCCCUGCUGCACGCCAUUCGUAAGGAAGUAGUGGGGGCCGUGGAGUUGCUCCUCAAUCACAAGAGGCCACGUGGAGAAAAACAGAUCCCCCCAAUUCUGUUGGACAAACAGUUUUCAGACUUCACUCCAGACAUUACUCCAAUCAUCCUUGCAGCUCAGACAAACAACUAUGAGGUCAUCAAAUUGCUUCUGCAACGAGGCGUUUCCGUACCUCAGCCACAUGCUGUGCGUUGCAACUGCAUGGACUGCAUGUCCCACACAGACGUGGACAGUCUUCGUCACUCACGUUCUCGUCUUAACCUCUACAAGGCCCUUGCCAGCCCCUCUCUCAUUGCCCUCUCCAGUGAAGAUCCGUUCCUGACGGCUUUUCAGCUCAGCUGGGAGCUGAAGGAGCUCAGCACAGUGGAGAAUGAGUUCAAGUCAGAGUAUGAAGAGUUGUCCCAUAUGUGCAAACAAUUUGCAAAAGACCUUCUGGACCAGACUCGAAGCUCCAAGGAGCUGGAUAUAAUUCUCAACUACCGUGAUGACAUCGAUCCUCUGAUGGAUGAGAACAACAAUGACCUAGCCCGUUUGAAACUGGCAAUCAAAUACUCCCAGAAGGAGUUUGUUGCUCAACCCAACUGCCAGCAGCUUCUUGCGUCUCGGUGGUAUGAUGAGUUCCCAGGCUGGAGGAGGCGUCACUGGGCAGUGAAGCUCAUCACCUGUGCUUUCAUCGGCCUCCUCUUUCCAUUGCUUUCUGUCUUCUACCUGCUCUUUCCAAAGACUCGCUACGGCCAAUUCAUCCGUAAACCUUUCAUCAAGUUUAUCUGCCACACUUCUUCCUACUUGACCUUCCUCCUCCUGCUCUUCUUGGCCUCACAGCAUAUCGACUCUGGUGACCCAGAAUGCCGGGCUGCCUACAUCCAGGGCCCAGCACCCACCACUGUGGAAUGGUUUAUCCUGCCCUGGGUGAUUGGUUUCAUAUGGGCUGAAAUCAAACAAAUGUGGGAAAGUGGUUUAAAGGACUACAUGGAUGACUGGUGGAACAUAAUGGACUUCAUAAUGAACUCCUUGUAUCUUGCAACUAUUUCUCUAAAAAUUGUUGCAUAUACAAAGUACAGAGAUUACAGACCGAGAGACAGCUGGGAAAUGUUGCACCCCACGUUGAUAGCAGAGGCCUUGUUUGCCAUCGCUAACAUCUUCAGCACCUUACGUCUGAUCAGUCUUUUCACUGCCAACUCACACUUGGGCCCCUUACAGAUUUCACUUGGCCGAAUGCUUCUGGACAUCCUCAAAUUUCUGUUCAUCUACUGUCUCGUGCUUUUGGCUUUUGCGAAUGGCCUUAACCAGCUCUAUUAUUACUAUACAACAGAGGGUGAAAAGGACUGCUACGGUAUUCGAUGUCAAACCCAAAAUAAUGCCUUUUCAACGUUGUUUGAAACACUCCAAUCAUUAUUCUGGUCUGUGUUUGGCCUGAUUUCUCUCUAUGUGACCAACGUGAAAGCGAACCAUACAAUUACCACAUUUGUUGGCUCUACUAUGUUCGGCACUUACAAUAUAAUCUCCCUGGUGGUGCUUCUGAACAUGCUAAUUGCAAUGAUGAACAGUUCCUACCAGCACAUUGCUGAUCAUGCAGACAUAGAAUGGAAAUUUGCACGGACAAAGUUAUGGAUGAGCUAUUUUGAAGAGGGCGGGACUUUACCAUCUCCGUUCAAUAUAAUACCGAGUCCAAAAUCUGUGUUUUAUCUACUGAGGUGGAUAAAAACAAAUGUGUUCAAGAAACCAAGCAAAAAAUCACUGGACACAUUUCAGACAUUAGGGGUGCGGGCAGCAGAAAAUGUCAGAUUAAACCAUGAAUAUCAGGGGGUAUUGAAGAACCUUGUGAAGCGAUAUGUUGCUGCAAUGAUCAGAGAUGCCAAAACCAAGGAAGGGUUGACGGAGGAAAACUUUAAAGAGCUUAAGCAAGAUAUCUCCAGCUUCCGCUAUGAAGUUUUGGGAAUGAUGAAGAGUAAGCCUCACAGCGGGGGAACAAGUCCAGUUGCGAGCACAACAUUGGCUUAUCCUGGAAAUUCCUUCAAAUAUUGUCGUAAACCUGCUGCCAGUGAACGUCAAAAAGAGUCACGCAUGUUCGAGGCAAAGUCCCCCAAUAUACUUCAAAAUAAAGCUGCCAGCACAACCAACUCUCCGGGCUCAAAUGAUCAGAACAAUUGCUCUGUUGUUGUGUGGAGUGCAGAGAAGACUGAGAUUGAAAUAUCAAAAGAGCAGUCAAAGUGUGAGUGGUCUCCGAAACGGGAGCAAACGUCCUUUCUGAAAUGUGAUGAAAACGAUUCCUUUUUUGUGGCGUCUGGCAGGGAAAACGAAGACAAAGCUCUGAGUGGCAAAGCAGAUGUGGAAGUCUCACAGAAUAUGAACACAGAAACUCAGGAAAUGGGGCUUUCUUGUACUGUCCUUUCUAAGGAAGUGACAAAUAGUCCAACAAAAGUGCAAAACUGAGUCUGCAAAUAAGGAAUACACAAUAGAAUCAUUAUUUACUUAAUCUUCAUAUUUAAAAAAAGAUAGCUUGUGACAGACAAUAGCUAUACUACCAUACUGUGCUUUUGCGUUAAUACGUUCAAUCAGUUAUAUAAAGACCCAAUAAGAUAUCCUCUUUACGAACGAUGUGAUUGCUCUCUUGCUGCUCAGGAAAGUGAGUUUUCAGCAGGUAUGUUAUUUAUCUCUUACUUUGAACAUCUGUUUGACUGUUAUAAAAAACAAAAGACUGUUUCUACCUAAACAAAUAGUCAUACACUUGAAAAUGUUUAUUUUUGAUUCUAUGUAAUUGUGCAAGAAAAUCUGAAUCUAAUUUAGAAAAUUAACACUAAUUAUAUAUGUCCCCAGCCUACUGUUUAAUCUAAUGUAUUGUUUAAUUUAGUCAUUACCUCUGAAUAUCACAGAGCUUUGAAAAUUAGAGGCUACCUGUACUUCAUGUUUACAUCCCCAAAGAUGGUAAAGCUGUGAGAUGGAACGAUCUUAACAGUGAUGUUAAAGAAGAGAAGAUGUGUGCACAUUUUGAGACUGGUUUCAGGAUCUGCUUUCUAAAAAUCUGUGUUUUAUAUCUUGCGGGCUAAUGAGCUUUGACAACUUUUACUAUUUAUAAAACAUUAUAAAUGCUCACUAAUAAAAUGAAGCAAAAUGUUAUGGUUUCUAAGUUGCCUUUAUUUGAAAAUGUGUGGUGUAAAAGGAACAUUGGAGGACAGUUUGUUGUAAAACUGUUGUACAUAUUUUAAAAUUUAACAUAGCUAAAUGUUUUUCACUUAACUUAUUCAAGUUUGUGCUUACUGGCCAGGGUAAAUAAUGUAAGAAUUGAUGUGUUGUCAGUGUUCACAACUCACAUUAGCAUAGUCAUGGUAUACAACUACUAAGGCCUGAAUGAAGAAGAAUUCAGGAUUUAAAACUUAUUCUGAUGUAUAAUUAGAUCCAGUUGGCUUAAUUAGGAGCUUUUGUGUCAUAUCUAGGUCGCCAGGCAUGAAGUAUCCUCUGUGCUAGAUGUGAAGAUAUGUUUUAAUAAUGACUGUUUGCAAUGGCUAAUAAUGAAGUAAUGCCACUUUUACACAUAACAUUCGAACAUUAUACAAAUUCAUCAUACAAAAGACGUGUAUUUUUAUUUUUUUGAAUAACAUGACAGAAAAUGAAAACAUCAAUUUCUCAAUCCAGCUUCAAACAUCAUCAAAGUGAAUGUUCCAAUUUGUUCCCAUCUUGUUUGU
Messenger RNA from Poecilia reticulata (guppy), 4460 nucleotides. The record is from RefSeq and is a predicted model, not a curated record. NCBI's taxonomy places the organism in Eukaryota, Metazoa, Chordata, Actinopteri, Cyprinodontiformes, Poeciliidae.